AUGGCCUGUUUGACUUUGUUUACAGAUUUUAUUUUGAGCUGUAAAGAGCGAGUGUCCAAACAGACUCAGGCCUUUUGUUCUGGACAGGAUCAGACGUCGCCGGGCGUCUCUCUGAGGACCAGGUUGUGUUACGCUGCAGGGGGCGUCCCGUAUCAGAUGACCACGAUCGCCAUCGGUGUCUCUCUGCAGAUUUUCCUCCUGGACGUUGUUCAGAUGGAGCCGUUCUACGUGUCUCUGAUCCUGUUCGUGAGUCGGGCCUGGGACGCAGUGACUGACCCUCUGAUUGGACACUGGGUCAGCCGCAGUCGCUGGACGCCCAUCGGAAAACUGUCCCCCUGGCUGGCUCUGUCCGCUCCCUUCGCCGUCCUGUCCUAUCUGCUGCUGUGGUUCGUCCCGUCCCUGUCGGACGCUCAGACGGUCGUGUGGUUUCUGUCGGUGUCGUGUUUGUUUGAGACUGUGAUGAGUUGCUUCCAUGUGCCUUUUCUCUCACUCAACAUGUUUUUGGGCGGGUCCAGGAGAGACAGAGACUCGGCCACAGCGUUCAGGAUGAGCGUGGAGAUGGCGGCCAUGCUCGUCGCUUCAAUAAUCCAGGGUCAGGUGGUCGCUGUGUACAACAACGAAAAGCAGAGAAACUGUGAAGAUCUGGAGCAGGUUCAAAACGCAGCUCCGAGUGCGUCCUCUCCCGCAACGCUGCAAGGAACGAAAAGAGCCUUUCUGACCUCCGCGUUGGUGAUCGGAGCCAUGUUUUUCCUCUGCAGCCUCGUCGUUUUCCUGGGAGUGAAGGAGCAGAGAUCUCCUGACGGCUCCGACGCACAAACCAGACUCCCCUUUCUGACCUCGUUUAAAUUACUGGUGUGUUUUGCGCCGUACCGUCGCCUCGUGCUCGGAUUCACAGUCAGCACUCUGGCUUAUCAGAUCUCCCUGGGUAAUUUCGCUCUGUUUUGCAGCCACGCGGCCGGACUCGGAGCGCAUUUUCAACACCUCCUUUUGGUUUUACUCGGUUCUGCCUCAGUAGCUGUUCCAAUCUGGCACGUCGUCCUCCUAAAAAUUGGGAAAAAGCCGACUAUUUUUAUUGGACUAACACUCUUCAUCCCCGCUGUGAUCCUCGUGGCGUGCGUUCCCAGUAACCUGCCCGUGCUCGUCGUGGCGUGUGUGGUCAUGGGCUUCAGCGUGGCCACAGUGUUUCUGCUUCCCUGGUCCAUGCUUCCUGAUGUGGUGGAUGAGUUCACAGUGAAAAACCCCGACAGCACAGACCUGGAGCCGCUCUUCUUCUCCUGUUACGCCUUUUGUAAUAAACUGGCCGGAGGCGUCGCCGCUGGAGUCUCCACUAUGACACUACAAUUCGUGGGGUACAAAUCAGGAGCGUGUAACCAUAGUGAUGAGGUGGCGAUGGCCCUAAUUGUUUUGUUUUCGCCGGUCCCAAUCGCUCUGCUGCUUUUGGGGAUGUUGGCGUUUCUCUUCUACCCGAUCGACGAGAGAGAGUCGCCAAGGCUGCGAGAACACGUCAGCUCUGUGGAUUCAAAGGUGCGAUCAUCCUCAUCGGACCAAAGGGAACGUGCAGACGGGACGUUAUGUGUUACUAUGACGACCACCGCUCCUGCAUCUUCGGAUAAAAUAAACGCCAACGAAUCGAACAAAGAUCCCGGAAAAUACAGUCGUCCCAAAUGUGUGGUCCAUCCAAAUGUCCAUCAUGCUUCAGCAGACGACGAGAAGAAACGCAGAGGAACAGACGCGAGCCGAUCGUCUCCUGAGCCGAACGCCAAGUCUAAAGUCUCCUGGGUUUAA
Molecule: messenger RNA, 1785 nt
Organism: Periophthalmus magnuspinnatus
Lineage: Eukaryota; Metazoa; Chordata; Actinopteri; Gobiiformes; Gobiidae
Product: sodium-dependent lysophosphatidylcholine symporter 1-like
Exons: 14
Coding region: 1-1785 (594 amino acids)
Biological process (GO): carbohydrate transport
Cellular component (GO): membrane
Molecular function (GO): symporter activity
Source: RefSeq, a predicted model, not a curated record